This is a messenger RNA of Penicillium robsamsonii, 4215 nucleotides long. RefSeq names its product putative SNF2 family helicase/ATPase. Gene Ontology annotation, molecular function: ATP hydrolysis activity; ATP-dependent chromatin remodeler activity; ATP binding. The record is from RefSeq and is a predicted model, not a curated record. Lineage: Eukaryota; Fungi; Ascomycota; Eurotiomycetes; Eurotiales; Aspergillaceae. Gene Ontology annotation, cellular component: nucleus. Bases 1 to 4215 code for a protein of 1404 amino acids. The transcript has 3 exons.
AUGGCCCCCCCAAUAAACAUGUCUUUAACCAAAGACCCUCAGGACUGGACGGUCGACGAGGUUGUUGCAUUUCUCUGCCAUGACAAGCCUGGGGACUGGUCGUACAAUCUGGCUUCCCCAGAUCUCGUGGCUCUGGAGACCUCUCUCCGAGAAAAUUCCAUCUCAGGCGUAAGUUUUCUCGAGAUCACAGACUAUUAUGUGAAAGAGCUAGGCGUGAAAGCUAUUGCGCAACGCCAAUACGUCCUGAAAGCCAGUCAAUGGUUGCAGCGACGAUCGACGAAGUUCCAAUUGGAGCAACAGCAUCCCCCCCCCAAAGUACUUCUCGAGGAACAGCAACUUUCACCAGAACGCGUCGAUGAUCCUAUUAACGUCACCCCGAUUCUUGAGGCUCCCAUCGACACCAUCACCUCUCUUGAUGUGCCAGUCAACCCCAGCCCUCUUCCUGAUGGACACUCACCGGCCAAAACAGGGGAGAAGAGAUCUCGCCGGGUGGAGACCACUGUCGUGGAACGACCACCCACAUCUUCUCUCCAGGAGACACGCCCACCCCACGAACUACCUGAUCAGGAUUCCACAGUUAGGCAAGAAGAUUUCUUUGAUUAUCUUACCAAGGCUUACCCCCCAGAUGAUGCGGAUAUCCUUCCAGUUUUGGGAGAAUCCAGCUCCGAGGGUGAAUACGAUACGGACAUUCGCGAGGAAACGGAAGAGGAUGAGGGUCAACCCCGCCCGGCUACUCCCCUGGAUGAUUCUGGGUAUCUGGGAGAUGCCGAAUGCAAUGAAAUCGUCGAUGAAUACAUUAACGCACGGAAAACCCAUUUCGACGAGAUUAGGCUGCUGAAAGAGUUACCGAGAGGAUUUCAAAUUUGGACCAAAGGUCAAAAGCUUCCAAGCAUGAAAAGCCGAAUUUCGACACAUCUCGCCCACCUGGAGAAACGUUGUCAAGCCCUCCGCAAAGCACUCGCUGAGGCGCAGCAUUCAUCCCGUUUGUCUUUACUCCAAGCAUGUGCAUGCCUCGACGCCACUGUCGUUGAUAUUCUCUUGGAUAAAUGGAAGCUUUAUGUUCUCGAGCAACCUACACCGCCGCCAAAAGUUCCUCCUCCCCCACGCACCCCACGAGCAGCGAAGCCCGAUGUGAAUUCAGACGGCGAGGAGACUUUGAAUUCGGAUUCAGACUCAGUGCAUGAAACCGGAGAAGAAGCGGAAGACGAAUCAUCAGAACAAUCGGAAGAUAGCCUCGAUCUUGCCUUUAUUUCUGAUCCCGAAGAGGACGAUGUUGCACAGGAUCAAGAGGAGCCACAUUCUCGCGCAGUUUAUCAAGGUGGACCAUUCCGCGACUCCUCUUCAGACGAGGACUUGAGCCAUCUUUUCUACAAAGAAGAGAAAUACGAGCCCCCGGCCGCCAAGAGGCGCCGCCUGGAGAGAGACAGCGUCCACCAAGAUAAUUCAACUCCACCACUGAAUAUACCACUGAUACCAAUGACAACUCUGCCGUUUGACCGGGACGUGGCAUUGCCUUCGAAGGAGCGUGAAGCAGAGGGUCAGAUGGAGACCUAUCCUAUCAACCUGGCGCGCCGCCAGACACUUGAACCAGUGGUUUCGGCGAGUGACAACAGCAGUGAAACCGAUGAUUCUGUGCGUGUUUUUGACGACGUUUAUUCUAUGACGUGGAAAGCUAUCGAGGAGAGUGGAAAUCGCUAUCACCUGGUAGCAAAAGCCCUCGGAGGUCUGUCGGACAAUCGAAUCAACCAACUUUCUGAUUUUCUCGGGUCUUAUAUGUCCUUCUCUUAUCAAGAAUUUACGCGAGACGCCCUGAAACACAUGUCUGACGACUCACCGGUAAUGGAGGGAUGGGAUCCCGAAGAGGGCCAUUCUGCAAUGUUGAUGACCGCCUUGUUCGUGUCGUGGAUCAAUGUUAUCCAAGUACCUCUUGGUGCCUUUAAAACAAAGGAAGUCAAGAGAGCGCUUGCAGCAACCAAAUAUGACCUUGAUGAAGAUCAAUUCUCACCAUUCUUCGAAUGCUUGAAUGAUCUUCUCAAGAGAUACAAAAAAUGGUUGACUUUGUCAUCUCGUGUUCAACCUCAAGAAAAGGAACUCACCCAGCACCAGUGGCCCAGACCCAAGAGAGCUGCAGUCUCGAUGCCUCUUAAUCGGGCUCAAAAGGAUGGUCAGCAACGACAAGCAGAUCAAGAUGAGGCCAAACGGGCCUUCCGAUCCCGAGUUGACUAUGAACAAAUACCUGCAAAGCCAGUUUCGUUCGGGAAUCCUGUUAUUCACCUUGAUCCAUAUAUCGGCAGCCGGAUCCAGCCACAUCAGCUUCAUGGGGUUCAGUUCAUGUUCCGGGAAAUUGUCGAGAACAACCGACCCGAAGGGUGCUUGUUAGCCCACACUAUGGGGCUGGGCAAGACCAUGCAAGUGAUAUCAUUUCUAGUCACCAUUUCCGCUGCCGGGGCAUCGCAAGAUCCGGCCAUUCGACACCAAAUCCCCCAUGAAUUGCGACAGCUCAAAACUCUAAUACUGUGUCCAGCAUCGCUCAUUCAGAAUUGGUGCAGAGAAUUUACAAUCUGGUCCCCUGAUAGCCACAGUCUCGGAAAGGUCCGCCCCAUUAUGGCAAAAUCUUCGACCACCGGCCCUGACCGAACUGGAGAGAUUUGUGCUUGGAAUGACGAAGGUGGUGUACUGAUCAUCAGUUACGAAAUGUUCCGCAACCUCGCUGGGAACAAUGCGGGUCAGAACGAGGACCUGGAAAAACAAUCGACCAAUGAAUCUGUGAAGAGUUGGUUGCUGGAAAGCCCAAAUCUUGUUGUGGCCGACGAAGCUCAGGUGUUACGCAACAACACAACUAAGAUUGCUCAGACAACCUGCCGCAUCCGCACCCGGAAACGGAUUGCCUUGUCAGGGACUCCGCUGUCCAAUGGCUUGAAAGACUACUAUUGGAUGGUUGAUUGGAUUGCUCCUGGUUACCUGGGAACCUUUGCUGAUUUCAGCGAAACUUUUAUCACGCCAAUCGAAAACGGCUCGCAUGUUGAAAGUACCUGGCUUGACCGAAGAAUGGCACUCCAGCGCCAGGAGAUGUUCCUUAGGAUUAUUGACCCAAAGGUACAGCGAGCGGACAUGUCCGUACUGACAAACAAACUGCCACCCAAAUACGAGUUCUCCGUUUACUUCGAGCUGACAAGCUUGCAAAAAGCUGCGUACAACCUCGUCAUUGAAGGUGUACCACUAGGCAAGACUGCGAACGUGAGCUCGAAGCUUCUGUCUUGGCUGUCCCCUAUUAAGCUCUGCUGCAAUCAUCCAGCUCUUCUUAAGGAAAACCUGGCAAUUCGAGCAACCAAAAGCACACCUAGCAAACAAAGAAGCCCUAGCGUUGAUGAUCAUGGUCUUAAUGCCGGCUUCGACGUGACCACCGAAGAGGUAACCCUUCCACGGUCGACGGUGUCUGAACUGGAUGAUCUGUUCAGCAAGGUUCCUAACUUGCUGGAUCCUAGCCUAUCUAGUCGAGUGGCGAUCCUCGAUGCGAUUGUCAACCAGGCAAUUGCAGUUGGGGAUAAGGUCCUGGUCUUUUCAUCCAGUAUUCCAACGUUGAACUAUCUGGCGCAAUUGAUGGAAAGAACGCAAAGGAAGUAUUAUCUACUUCACGGUACAGUGGCCACAGCCGAGCGUUUUGAGAUAAUUCGCAAAUUCAACAAGGAUCAGUCCAUUCAUGUUUUUCUGGUCUCAACUAAAGCUGGUGGUAUCGGUUUGAAUAUCCACGCAGCGAAUCGAGUUGUCAUUUUCGACUUCCUCUUUAACCCCACCUGUGAGGAGCAAGCAGUCGGACGUGCCCAUCGUAUUGGCCAGACAAAGCCGGUUUUUGUAUACCGACUUAUUGCUGGCGGAACGAUUGAGGAGAAAAUGUAUGGCAAGACUGUGUUCAAGAGCCAGCUUGCGGGCCGAUUGCUUGAUGACAAGCAUAUCGCUCGGAUGGGGUCGAAAGCUGAGGAUAAAUAUCUGGUCCCCUGGGAAGAGAGUACCCAGAAAGGUGGAAUUGAUGAACUCGCAUCUGAUAAGGAUGCAGAGAUGAUGGAAAGACUCAAGUCUGAAUGCGCUGAGUCUAUACUCAGCAUCAAGCUUUGCGGCGAGGAGCUUGAUCCUGAAGACAUGUUGACAGUUGAAGAACAACAAUCUGUGGAAGACGCGUUGGAACUUAGACGCUCCAAAAUGUCUUUCGAAUCUUGA